CGGGCCCCGAGCUGCACGCACCCAAGGGGGGUCGGGCGGGGAAACGGCGCCGGACCCGGACCCCCCGCGGGAGCAAGAGUCUGGUGUGAGGGCUAGGCGGCGGCAGCGGCAGACGGGAAGCAGCGGCUGCCAGAUUUCCAGUCUACUGAAAAGAAUGUACUUUCAGAGCUGGAGAUGUGAAUAAAGAGUCCAGUGCCAGUUUUGAGGAUCUCACCAGGAUACCAUAUUAUACUUACCGUCAUGUCUCCUUAGCUCCUCUUGGCUUUGAUUGGCUUGCCUUGUUUUGAUGACCUUGUCAGUUUCGAGGAGAACUGAUCAGCAUUUUCUUACUUUGUGGUAUACAAGGUACAACAUACUCCAGGCUCAUUCUAUAUAUCCCCUGUUCCAGUUCUAGAAUCAGCAAUUUCUGCCCAAAGAAAAUGACUGGAGUAUUGGAAGAUCAUUACUAUUGGAAGGCUGGUUAGCAACGAUUUACUGAGAGAAACUUGACCACCAUUUGCCCUGGCAUGGCGCAAAGCAGUCCACAGCUCGAUAUGCAGGUUCUCCAUGACCUUCGACAGCGUUUUCCUGAGAUUCCAGAGAGUGUGGUGUCUCAAUACAUGUUACAGAAUAACAACAAUCUUGAAGCCUGUUGCCGAGCCCUUUCCCAGGAGAGUAGCAAGUACUUAUACAUGGAAUAUCAUAGUCCGGAUGACAACAGAAUGAAUAGAAAUCGCCUUUUGCAUAUUAACCUGGGUAUCCAUUCUCCGGGUAGCUACCACCCAGGAGAUGGAGUGCAACUUAACGGUGGUCGAACACUGGUACAUAGCUCAAGUGAUGGACAUAUUGAUCCACAGCAUGCAGCAGGUAAACAGCUGAUAUGCUUAGUUCAGGAACCACACUCAGCUCCAGCUGUUGUGGCUGCUACUCCCAACUACAAUCCAUUUUUUAUGAAUGAACAGAACAGAAGUGCAGCUACUCCUCCAUCACAGCCACCUCAACAGCCGUCUUCCAUUCAAACAGGAAUGACUCCAUCUGCUAUGCAAGGGCCUUCACCACCACCGCCGCCACCUCCUUCAUACAUGCACAUACCUCGGUAUAGUACAAAUCCAAUUACUGUUACAGUAUCCCAAAACCUCCCUUCUGGACAGACUGUACCAAGAGCUUUACAAAUUCUUCCACAAAUUCCAAGCAAUCUUUAUGGGUCUCCUGGUUCUAUUUAUAUUAGACAGACAUCUCAGAGUUCAUCAGGAAGACAGACUCCUCAGAGUACUCCAUGGCAGUCCUCACCACAGGGCCCAGUGCCUCAUUAUAGCCAACGUCCUUUACCUGUUUACCCACAUCAGCAAAACUAUCAGCCUUCUCAGUAUUCUCCCAAACAGCAGCAGAUCCCUCAACCUGCUUACCAUUCACCACCUCCUUCUCAGUGUCCUUCACCCUUCAGCUCUCCACAGCAUCAAGUACAACCUUCCCAGUUGGGCCACCCUAGUUCCCAUGUCUUUAUGCCACCUAGUCCUUCAGCAACUCCACCCCAUCCAUAUCAACAAGGACCUCCUAGCUAUCAGAAACAGGGAAGCCAUUCAGUAGCCUAUCUCCCAUAUACAACAUCUAGCUUACCCAAAGGAUCCAUGAAGAAGAUAGAAAUUACAGUUGAACCCUCUCAGAGAUCUGGGACAGCAAUUAAUAGGAGUCCUUCACCUAUCAGUAAUCAGCCGUCUCCACGGAAUCAGCACUCGUUGUACACAGCCACCACGCCACCUUCAAGUUCUCCUUCAAGAGGGAUAUCCAGUCAACCAAAACCUCCAUUUAGUGUUAAUCCCGUGUAUAUUACAUACACACAGCCAACUGGACCUUCUUGUGCUCCGUCACCAUCUCCUCGGAUGAUACCAAACCCAACUACAGUUUUUAAAAUUACUGUAGGCCGAGCAACAACUGAAAAUCUUUUAAAUUUAGUGGACCAAGAAGAGCGUUCUGCAGCCCCAGAACCUAUUCAGCCCAUUUCAGUGAUACCAGGCUCUGGGGGAGAAAAGGGAAGCCAUAAAUAUCAGAGAAGUUCUAGUUCUGGAUCAGAUGACUAUGCCUAUACACAAGCCUUGCUGUUACAUCAGCGAGCAAGGAUGGAGAGGUUAGCAAAGCAAUUGAAACUUGAGAAAGAGGAGCUAGAGCGAUUGAAAGCUGAAGUUAAUGGUAUGGAGCAUGACCUGAUGCAGAGACGGCUCCGAAGGGUCAGCUGCACCACUGCGAUCCCAACGCCUGAGGAAAUGACAAGAUUGAGAAGCAUGAACAGACAACUCCAGAUAAAUGUUGACUGUACACUGAAAGAAGUUGACCUCCUUCAAUCUAGAGGUAACUUUGAUCCAAAAGCCAUGAAUAAUUUUUAUGACAACAUAGAACCUGGCCCAGUGGUACCACCCAAACCAUCUAAAAAAGACUCGUCAGACCCCUGCACAAUUGAAAGGAAAGCUCGAAGAAUUAGUGUAACCUCCAAAGUACAGGAGGACGUUCAUGACACCCAGGCAGCAGCUGCCGAUGAGCAUCCAGGUGGCUCCAAACAGAGUCCUCGGACACAACCCCGAGAUGAAGACUAUGAAGGGGCUCCAUGGAAUUGUGACAGCUGCACCUUUCUAAACCACCCUGCACUAAAUCGCUGUGAGCAGUGUGAGAUGCCACGGUACACUUGAAUUCUGAGGAGUCUGCACCUGGUUGAGAGUGAAACUUUGAGCAACCCAUUAGAAGAAAAGGAAACCUCGGGAAUCUGUUCCAUCUGCCCAGGCUUUUCAUUUCAGAUUAUGUGGGGGUGGGAGGGGGGAGGAGGAAUGACACUGCAGCCGCUUGUGCUCACUUAAGGAAAAAUAGGGAGGGUUUUUUCCACCCCUUUCUUAACUCAUAGCAGUUAGGGAUAGAAAGGGAUACUUGAAAUGGGGAAAGGAUUCACUCCUGAAAGAAUGUACAUGGAGAAGUCAAGAGCUCUUAAUGUUACUGCUGAGUGACCCUUAUUUUAUAAACUAUAACUUUGAAUCAUGGUAUAACAUGUUACAGUUUAUGCAGACAAACUGUGAACUGCCAGAGCAGACUUACCUGGUCACAGCUCUCUGGAAAACCCAGGCUCCUCAGGCUUCUUCCAGUGGCUUCCUACUCAAGAGAAGGACAGGGAAAAGCAACCAGAGGAUGAUUUUGGGGGGAGCAAAAUAAUAAGGGUAUUUGUAAUUGCUGCUUUUUUCAGGGGUAAUUUCCAACACACAAACAAGAUGUUUUAAAAUGUGAUUUGUAGCAGGUCAGGAAUUAGGCAUAUCAUGCCCUUUUUUCGAAAGUACAAUCGGAGGUGAUAAGAACCCUUUUGCUUGUACAGUGAUUCAUCAAGCUACAUCAACACUGGUAACCAAGACCUAAUUACGCUGCAUAAUAUGUAUUUUACGUUACUGCAUGCUUUUAUUAGGCCACUGGUUUUUAAAAUAACCAACAAGUCCUUACAAAUUAAAAUUUCAUGAAUGAUCUCAUCAAACUGCGCUUUGCAAAUAGCACAGUGAAUGUAUGCUGAAUGUAAAUCCAUUCCGAAAUCCACUUGGAAUCUUGAGCUCAGCUGUGGUUCUGUAAGAGAUGUUCGCAGUCCAUAAAUUAGCCUUUUUCUUUCCCCACCUUCCAGUUUGUGACAAGUUCAUGAUGUUUACAGCACAGAUAAUAUUUUGUGCCAUAAUCCUAAUGUAGCUGAAAAAAAUCAAUAUUAGCUGUUCAAUAAAGAUGUAUUUGCACAUAUGUUAAUAAACCAGUGUGUGAAAAAUUAUAGUUGGCCAAUAUCAUAAAGUUGCACACUGCAUUAUUUGGGGAGGAAGAGAAGGCGACUCAAGAAAUAUGAUUAAGAGAAAGGUAAAUACAAAGGACUGUGAAACUACGAACUUUUAAAAUAUACUGUAUUCAAAUAGUUCAGGUGAUACUAAGGCACUCCUUUAUAAAACUAGAACUUUAGGGUGUAAAUAACUGAAGAGAUAUAAAAUCAUUUGACUCACUAAGGUGCGCCACUGGAAAAUUAUUAAUAGGACGUUAAUUAAGCUCUUUACAAUUGUUGACUUUUCUUCCAAGCUCAAAAUUGGAUUUUUGACUCUUCACCUUAUUUGGGUAAAAUAUAAAGAGCAAUAAUUGGUAGAUUUCCUAAUCCUAAAGGAUUGUACCUGAGGUUAUAACUUGAGGAGUAUCUACUCUCCCAAACUAGGUGUUCCCCUACACGCGCUUCAAGCUGUCAUUGUAUGCUAAUUUAGCAGUCAUCUCUGGCAGACCUGGAAAAACAAGCUGCACUUAAUAGCAUAAUGAAACCAAAGGCAUAAUAACUCAUCACAGUUUUCCAUCAAAAUCGUAAUUUAACAUUGUACCUGCAGCUUUGAAAACAUUUUUUCAGAUGUAGAAAAUGUCCUGAAAAAUAUCCACUUGUCUUACAAAGUCAACGUGGCUGUGUAAUAACACUGAUAAAACAUCUCUCACACAAUAACUGUGGUAAAACUGUGAAAUUAAAGGUGAGAAAGCAGAUGGGCUUAAAAGCAUUGACCUGAAAACAUUCAUUCUUUAAAGGCUUGUUAUAGCAAUGGUGUCUGUCAGUCGCCAAUAAGUCUUAUCAGUCCUACUGUUCUGUAAUAUGCCAAUGCCUUUGCCUUUGUAUGGUUUCAUAUCUCUUUAGUGAUGGUCAACCCCACUUGGUAUUAAGUAACAAUUUAGGGAAAAAUAUAUAUGUAUAUAUAUAUACUGAUGGAUGUUCUAGCUAAAGGUUUUUACCCAGUAUUCUUAGUGAUAUGCUGAAGUGGCAGCAAUUAACUUGGCAGUUGUCAGUUGAGAAUGAAAGUAGCAUGUAUGAAAGCAGUUUGAUGCUUUAUUAAAACCAUGUAGAUGACUUUAGAACUAUUGCAUGAACAUACAUCCAGAUUACUGAACUGUUAUCACACAGUAGAUGCAUGGUUCCAGUCCUUUGGUGAUAUAUCUAGUAAAUCAUUGUUUUCACCUGCCAGGAAAAAUGAGAAACCAGUCUAUUUGAUAGGUAUGGAGGGUGGGGUAUGAGACAUCAGAGACUGAUUUUUAAGAAAGUUUUGUAUGUGUUCAUUUCUGGUUGUGCACAAGUUUCAUACGCUGACAUAGGCUGUAUUCAUUUUUAAAAUAACCAACAUUCUUUGACACUGAUCAAUCUGAUGUAUUUAACUGUGUCCCAUGUAUAGACUUCUUGCCUGUAAUCCGUUUGAACAAGAAUUCAGUCAACUUUCAAGAUACCUUUUCAAAAGGAUCUCCCGGUAGGACUGAUAUGUACAAACAAUUGGCAUAUAAAUGGUAGGAUAGAAAUUGGAUAAUGCCUGCCUGCUGAGGUGCCUGUACUUUUUGAAUCAGUUGGUGCACUUCUCAUUUCUAGUAAAGAUUUUUUUCUUAAAAUACAACUAGUUUGAUGUAUUUGGUAACAUAUAGACCUGACUAUACAUUUUACAUUAUUUCACGUUUUGUUAACUGGGUUUUUAGAAAACACCUUUACCAUUUUUUUAAAGUACAUUGGCCCUUAAAUUUUGGAGCACGUCUUAAAUGUUUAAAGUGGUAAUGGAGGAGCCAGAAACUGUCUAAGCAUUGUAAAAUGUUUAGAGUAAUGACCUUGUUUUGAGAGAGUGUAGAGGAAGGGCGUUUUAAAUAUACAAAGGAAAUGCAUUGUAAAAAGGUAGUUUUAGAGCAGAUUAAUGAUGGUGGGGAAAGUGUUGCUAAUUUGUCUAUUUCCCUGAAAAAAAUAGGAGUGUGAUGAGCAGUUUAAUAAUUUUUAAGGAGCUGGUCUCAAUUUUAGUACUUAUAAUUAUUAUAAGAAAUCAGUGUUUCCUUAAAUUUUGUCAUUGCUUUGUCCCAGUUAUCUAGGGUUCAUAUUCCAACUUUCUGUGGCAACUCAAUUUUACAUAGUAUUUUAAGGUAAUUGUAAUGUCUUUGACAGUAUAAACAAAAAGCAAGAAUAUUAGGCAUAGAAAAAUUGUCCUUCGAAAAUAUCAAUGAUGUAUCCUGGAAUGUGAAGAUGUCCCCUUAUAGUUUAAAUUGAUUUAUUUUAAUAUCGUAAUCAUUGUUUAGACUUUAAAUGAGUCAUUAUAUAGUGUCUAUAUAUCCAUAGAGAAAGGAAAAUGACAAUUGAAAUGUUACUUUAAAAUCGUAAUAAAUUGGGCACUGUCUGUUGCACCACUACUGUAUCUUUUUGAAAGAAUUAAUAUUUUCUUAUUGUAAAAGUUAAUUCUGAUGAUGAUUUCACACUCACCAGACACCCAUUUUUUUCUGUAUUAUUUGCAUCCCCAAAUAUUUAAUACAAAUAGAUUUUGCAUGACUUGGGCAUUCAGAGAUUAAUAGAACGAUGACUCAGUUUUAAGUUCUAAAGCCAUGAAAAGUUGCUUUGAGACUGAACAAUUCUGAAUUCUUAUUUAUAAUGACACCCAAUAUCCAUGUUUCCCUACUGUAAAAGAAUUGAUCAGUUUCUUCACUAAAACAGCAAGAACUUAUUAAAUCUUGUAAAUACCAUGUCUCUUUUAGAUUGCUGUGUUAUGCUGUGAAUCAAAUUAUUUUGAGGUGAAAUUGUACAAAGGCAUUUUAAAAGGCUAUGCAUGCAUCGUACCUCCAAACAAUACAUACUCGGAAAAUCAAAGAUUCCUGCAAAAUAAAUCAAUAAACUAAAAGC
This is a messenger RNA of Sus scrofa (pig), 6643 nucleotides long. RefSeq names its product TGF-beta activated kinase 1 (MAP3K7) binding protein 3 (gene TAB3). The record is from RefSeq and is a predicted model, not a curated record. Gene Ontology annotation, biological process: positive regulation of canonical NF-kappaB signal transduction. Gene Ontology annotation, cellular component: extracellular exosome. Gene Ontology annotation, molecular function: ubiquitin binding. Lineage: Eukaryota; Metazoa; Chordata; Mammalia; Artiodactyla; Suidae.